UUCAAAACUUACAGUCCCGAAUUUACACAAAUCGAAAUAUGGUUCCGUUUCAUAUUUCUCCUCUUCACUUUCAUCGUAAUCUGCUGGUAUGCUCACACUCUGCGCAAGUAUCCUAUCUACGAUUGGUCAAUCGAACAGAAAUGGAUGUCAUUACUGCUGCCGCUGCUCCUGUUAUACGAUAACCCCUUCUUUCCAUUGAUUUUCCUAAUGAACUCUUGGUUUCCCGGCAUGUUAGAUGCUGUGCUGCAGGCCACAUUCCUAUGUUCGUUGCUGAUGUUCUGGCUUUGUAUAUAUCACGGUUUGCGUCAAAACGAAAGACGUUUUAUGCGUUUCUACCUGCCAAAGAUCAUCGUUAUACUACCAAUAUGGUUGUGUGCUAUUGUCUUAGCUACAUGGGAGAAAUGCAAUGAACUGCGCGAUCCCACCUACAGCCACUUUGUGGACACGCGAAAUUACAAUGGUUUCAAGUUGUUCUUCUACAUUGCUGGCUGUAUGUACAUACUAUAUCUAGCCUUAUUAGUCUUACGCGCUUAUACUGAGCUCAGAUCGAUGCCUUACUUUGAUAUGCGUUUGAAAUUCUUGACGCUUUUAAUGCUCUUCGUCAUCUCCAUAACUAUAAUAGUCACAACACGUCGCUUUGGCUUCGGCAUAUUAGAGGACAAUUUCGUGGCCACACUCAAUACCACCUAUCAUAGCUCGGCGCAGUUUAUGUGUUUCUAUGGUCUUCUGAAUUUUUAUCUAUUUACCAUGGCAUAUGUAUACUCCCCAAAUGGACGAUUUUCUCAAGAGAUCUCUGUUACCAAAGAUAAUCCCGCAUUUUCGAUGAUAAACGACUCUGAUGAAGAAGUUGUAUAUGGCUCCGAGGACGAGUCACGUCGUCCUCUCACUGUUGGUAACAAAAAUGAUUAUGACAGCGAUUAAAACAGCAUAUUUUCUUAAUUUGCUAUAUUUACUACAUAUAUAAAACUAGACAGUCUUAGCAAACAAUAAUUUAUUGGUAGUCAAAGAUAUAAGAAUAACUUCGAUUUUAUAUACCGUUAGUAUCUUUAACUUUUUUCGUAUCAGUUGUUUGCUAUGCACAAAAUAAUAUUUUUUCAUAUCUAUCAUUUAACUACUUUUGUAGUAUGUUUAAUUUCCAAUUAGUUAGUCUUUUCAGCUAGGCGUUAAAAUUUGAAUUUCGUAUAUGAACUAUCUCCCUCCCCCCUUUUACUUUGUAUUUUCCAAUUAAAAUUUAACUGUAUUUUUAAACUCGCUACAACAAGAGUAUUCGAAAUAGCCCUUUAGUUCGCUUUCAAAUGCACACUCAUAAAAAAUCGAAACCAAUGCAAUUUUUCUUAUCUUUAAAUAAGUCUGUUUUAUUCAUAUGUAUAUAUAUAUAUAUGUACGUUUACAUAUCGAUGGUCCUCUGCAAUAACGACACAAUUCAAAAUUCAAAAAUUAAAAACUUGUUACUGUUAAGCUGCUAACGUCUCUAAUCCCCUUGUCUUAUCCUUACUAAUUACAGCAGCAAUCGGAAAAGGAUUAGGGAGAGUUUUUUAUUUUUUCAAUUUUGAAUUGUGUCGUUAUUGCAGA
Molecule: messenger RNA, 1572 nt
Organism: Rhagoletis zephyria (snowberry fruit fly)
Lineage: Eukaryota; Metazoa; Arthropoda; Insecta; Diptera; Tephritidae
Product: transmembrane protein 181-like
Molecular function (GO): toxic substance binding
Source: RefSeq, a predicted model, not a curated record